UCAUGACCACCUGAGUAAAUGCAGAUAUGCAUCUAGUUACUUGUUAUUGAUAGAAGAUGUUAUUUUGAACUUGUAGCCACCAUUGUUGGUUUCUUUAGUGGUGUCCCACAGCCUUGUAUCAGGGCUGAAAUGUCCAGGUUGGUCAACAAAGAGGAGCAAGGUACAUGCCCUAAAUACUUAGUGAGACAUUAAUCUCCUCUUUUAAAACAAAACCUCAAACCCUAAGGGAUUAAUGUAUCACUGUGAAUAGAACUUGAAUCCUGUUGCAUUAAUGAACCUUUCAAUUAGUUUUAGUUAGACUUGUGGGGUUUUUCACUACUGGUACUUUUCUGAGACCUAAAUUUUUUCAAGACAGAAUCACAUAUUACCCCUAAACUCGAGGAAUUUAAAAUUACUUGUCUUGAAACACUUCAUCAAUUAUUAAGGCUCUAGUGUUUAGAACAAAUCCUGUUUAUUUCUGAAUCAAAGUUUAGACCCCUCUCCCUGUUCCCCCAUGCUCAUUUGCUGGAUUUCUUGGGCAUUAUGACUUGAUAAUAAAUUCAUGUUAUCUAACUUUUAGAUAAACAUAACUAGGUUCAUUGUUUUUUGUUCAGGUUCUCUUUUUGCUGUUCUAGCAUCUCUGGAGAGUCUGUGUAAUUUUUUUAGUCAGCUGAUUUUUAAUCCACUUUACACAUGGACUGUAACUGAACUCACAGGAGAAUAUGUGGCAGGAAUUACCUUCUUCAUCAAUGCUGGUCUCCUUCUCAUUCCUAUGGCUCUUAUUUUGUAAGUAACUAAAAUUGUAAUAAUUUAAAUCAUUAUAAUAAGAAUAAUUUUAUCAAUAUGGUUGCCACUUAUUGAGUUCCCUGACUUUUCCCUGACAUGAGUCAAAUUUCCCCUACCAACUCAAUUAAUAACUUCGCUUACCAAUCCUGACAGUGACCUCCAAUUUCCACUCACAGCCAUCCUGUCAACACAGAACUUCUAUGAGUACUACAUGUAAUUCCAAAUACCAGUAGCUAUUUUGUUUGCAACAAGACAUAAUCCAAUAUUGUAACCACACAGGUAAACAAUUAUCGGCAAUAUCAGGAAAAAAACCUUUUUCAAAAUUCUGAAACCAGAAUACAAGUUCAGUUAUGUGCAGUCAUUGUGAUUUCUUUCCAAUUUUGACUUUUUUCCUCUCUUUUUUCAUUAGGGUCAUUCAGAGGAGUAAACCUUCAAAGCCAAAGGAAUUUCCUCCUCUUCUUGACAAUGAAAAUCCAGCAAAGUCAUACAGCAAGCAGGAAAGGAUCUAACUUCAAGUCAUCUGGUCUCAGUUGUUGAAAUGGUGCAUAAUGCAGUAUAUUUUGUCAACAUUUAUCAGCUGAAUACUUAUUGAUAUCUGUUGAAUAGCAUUAUCCACCCUUUUAAUUACUGGACCUUGCUAUGCUAACAUGAAAAACACAGAUAUGUAUAACCAAAAACUGAACGUCAAAAGAUGGUUUAACCAACUAUCUUGCUGCUUUAUUUGCAUCACAAUUCUCUGAGAACUGAUUCCAUUUUGUGUGUAAACACUUAGCUAUUAUCCUUUCAAUCUACACAAUGUUAGAUGUCUUUUGCUAUUAGAGCAGUUUUCAAUGGAGUAUUUAAUGUGAUCCUAAAAUACUUUAGUUACUCUGUGAUUGGUCUUGCAAAAACUCUUGCCACCAUCUUAACCAAACAGAUUCAAAAGUAAACCCAACCCCAACUUGGUCACUUUUGUUUUCCAGUGCUUCAAGCAGGUUGCCUGUUUUUUACUUUGAGUUGUCAUUAGUUAAUGAUGUUAACUUUUUGUUCUGAUUGAUAAUUGUGAUAACUUUGGUUUUGGCUUUAACUUUCACUUGAAAACUACUCUUACUGUUACAUGUACAUCAUUAAUUCAUUCAAAACAUGGAAGGAAGACAUAGUGUAAUGUGCUAUUUGCAUUAGUUACACGAUGGGGCAAUUGAACUGGCAAUUUUUAGAAAUACAUAGAAUGAGUCAAAUAUGUAACAAUUAGCAAAAUGUUCAAUACAAGUUAAUUUGGCUGCAAUGGCCACAAAUUUUACAAAAUCCAGAAAAUGAUAUAAAUUUUUCUAUAUGAAUGUAAUGCAAUAAUAUUUUGUAAAUAGUGAGAAAUUGUAGAUUACAAAUGGGGCAGUUUUUGCCAGCACCAUUAUCUGGAAAAGUCAGAAAACCAUGAACCUCUAAAAUGCUAAGGGAAUGUUUGGUAUAUAAUGAGGAGCAACAGUCAACUUGGUGAUUGUAAAUCACAAGCAGACAACAGAGAGACAAAUUAGUAUCUACAUGCCAUUACUACUCCUGUGUACUGUUUAUUCUUGUCCCCCUCACAUCUUUGGACUUGUUUGUCACUGUGCAUUAACAAACAGAAAUAUUUAUAGUGUUCAUGGUUUUCUAGAACUUGCAGUAAAAAAGUGUACAUAACUGAAAUACAUGUGAUGCUCAUUUCCACAUUCUAGAUGUUGAGAGUGACUUUAGCCAAUGAUUUUCUUUUUUGUCAAAUCAGCAGUGGUAUGAUUUUUAUUAUUUACAACAGAGUUAUCACCAGAUUAGAACAUCUGGUGCCAGUAUCAAGGAUGCA
This is a messenger RNA of Pocillopora meandrina, 2578 nucleotides long. The record is from the annotation of a GenBank genome assembly. Lineage: Eukaryota; Metazoa; Cnidaria; Anthozoa; Scleractinia; Pocilloporidae.